AUGGUGCGGAGAAUUUGCGCCUUUCUGUGCGGCGUCGCAGCCUUCCAGCACCCGCAGCACCGCGGCUAUGCGCGCCGCACCAUCGUAGUCAAAAACGGCGACGCGCUCGUCGAGUGCGCGCUCGUCCCCGGCGCCGCGGCGAAGGUCGAGGGCUGGCUCGACGGCUGGAGCGCGUCGCCCCUGAGCGACCCGCAGUUCCCCGUCACCGUCGACGCGAGCACCCCGACGAUCCGCGUGCGCUACGUGGCCAUGCCCGACAACGGCGUCGACGUCGCCUACCGGCCCGCGGGCAGCGACUCGCCGUUCGGCGCGGUCGUCGUCGAGCGCGUCGGCCCGCCGGCCGCGGCGUCCAUCAAGGAGCUCGUGCGCGGCGCCGAGGCGCGCGUGGCGAGCUCGCUGCGCGAGGGCCUCGCGGCGGCGUCGCUGUCCGCCGUGGCGACGGCCGCGGCGCCCGAG
Molecule: messenger RNA, 456 nt
Organism: Aureococcus anophagefferens
Lineage: Eukaryota; Pelagophyceae; Pelagomonadales; Pelagomonadaceae
Exons: 1
Source: RefSeq, a predicted model, not a curated record